GGAAAAGGAUCGUUUGAAAGAAACAGUGCUCCCUGCAGGAGUCUGCCUGCCGCUCAGCCAGUCAAGCAAGGGGGUGAGGAGCCCGGGGUCCACUCCCAGGCCAGCUGGACCAGAGCCAGGAGGGGGCCACCUCUGUCCCGCUGGACUUUGCUCUGCAUCCCCGCCCCCGCCGGCCCUCCCAUGGGGGCUGCCUUCGCCAUGGCCUUCCUCUGGCUGGCGGUGUGCCUGACGCCCAUCUCCUGCCUGCUGCAGAUGGACCAGGAUCCAGACCCAGUGAUUAAGAACUUAAGGAUGGAUCCAGAGAGAAAAAGGAUGAGCUGGGACCUCCACGGAAAUGUUUCCCAAAUUUGGUGCUUUGUGAAUUCAAGACGUGCCCAUAAGGCACGAAACAACACUUACUGCAAAUUUGCUCACAUCCCGUGCCAAGCGACCAACUACAGCGUGAGUGUGACCCAGGGGCCACCGUUCUCCGGGUGGAUUCAGUACCCUAAGCUGGAAGGGAAGGCCAGGGCGGCGGCAGAGAACCUGACCUGCUGGGUUCACGACGCGGACUUGCUGACGUGCACCUGGGCGGUGGGCAGGGAGGCCCCGCGGGACACGCAGUAUCACCUGUACCUGGAGAACCUACAUUCCUUCCAGAAGUGGCCGUGCUCCCAGUACAGACAGGACGAGUGGGGGACAAACGUCGAGUGUCGUUUCGACGACCUCUCUGUAUUGUCCCCGGAGCUGAACCGUUUCUCUGUCAAUGGCAGCAGCCGAGAGUCCCCGAUCCCCUGCUCUGAAAUCACAAAAACAUUACACGAAAUUGAGAGACUGACUGCGCCCACCAUCACGAGUGCCUGGUGCAACCAGACCUAUUCCAUCGUCCAGUGGCAGGUGCGCAGCCACUUCAGGGAGGACUUCGAGUAUGAACUUGAAAUGCAGCAGGGCGCGCACCUCGAACACAAACAGACUGAGGACAACUUCCUGAAGCUGAGCAAUCCUGGAACCUACACCGUGAGAAUAAGAGCCAGGCACACGGCCAUGCUGGCCCCCUCGUGGGGCGAAUGGAGUGUCCGGGAGCGCUUCGUAUGUGGCCGCGCGCCCCUCCCGGUGUGGCUGACCUCUUUGCUGAUCGCGCUGGGGACGCUGCUCGCGCUGGCGCUGGUGCUCCUGCUUUGCAGAAGGUACGCGGUGAUGCAGCAGCUGUUCCCGCCCAUCCCUCACGUGAAAGACCCCAUCAGUGACCACCUUCAGAACGAGAGGAUGGUACGUGGUGGUCCUGCGGUGCGUGGGUCUGUUGGCCACGAGGGGUGGCCAGGAAAGAUUGCCAGAUGGCCUGGGAGGAAGAGAAGCAGCAGGAGUGCCCAGUGGCGGAGGUGCAGAUUUUGGGGGAAAACUGAAACUGGUGCACAGCCCUCGCUCUCUGCAGGGAGGAGGGGGCUGGGUGGAGGCGCACAGCCUGGCGGUGGUGGGACGAUUGGGCGUUUGUGGGGGCGGGUGGUGGGGAGCCCAAUGCAGUUUACGCGGGGUUAUCUCCCAGAAGAAAAUAAAAUUUCUGUUGUGCUUAUUUCUCAAAUAAAGGGCUUUUUCACCCCCUUACUUGGUCCUGGAGGUGGGGGGUCACCCCAACGCCACCAGGACGCACUUUCCAGCCUCCUGGAAUUGGCUGCAUCUGCUCCCACGUCCACUGGACUGGCUCCUUCCUGAGUCCUGAGCGGCCUUUGCUGGUCUGGUUUCUCUGUCUUUAACUGUAUUUUGUUUUCUUGCAGCAAAUCCCCUUUGGAAGCCCCUUAGAUCCCGUGCAAGGGAGGCGACCCCAGGGACGGCACACAGACCACGGGUUCGGGCAGCAGACAAGGGGGUGUCAGGGCAGCGUUUCCUGUAGAGGGGGGCAGAUGCAGAGGGGCGGCCUUGCGUCCAGAGACUUGGCGGGGGAGGGGGAAGCCGGGGAGCCCAGCUGUCUGCCACCCUGAAGGACACCCACGGGCAGGCGCCCGGGAAAGACACCCCACGGGAAAGCAGGUCUCCACGCGGUGGCGCUUCCCAGGAGUGACCUCAUCCCUCAACCUCUGUUAUGUGUCAGCAUCGCCAGUUUGUGCAUAAAGAAUUCACCCUGAAUCACAGAUGCAGACUCGCUCAGGUCGAGGUCACUGCUGCUGCCGAUUUAGCGCAAAGCCCUGCGGGGGCUCUGUUUCAAGCUGCUGGUUGAACAAGCCCUUAAACAGACGGUUCUCCAGUGAGCUAAACUGCACAACUCCGAAUCCAGAACUUAGCACGCUUCAGCACAGUUCCAGAUGGUGUCCGGGUUUGAAGUCACUGCACCGCCCGUGCUGAGGCUCAGAAGGCAGGGCUGCAGCGAGGAGCAGGUGUGAGUGCUGACCGGUCAUGUCCUGCUGCUUCUCACCUGGUUACCUGCAGCUGACCUUGGGGAAGCCUGCUAACGUUUCUAACCUGACGUCGCUGUGGUCUCGAGGUGUAGCACGAGAUCUGCCUUCCAGGGGACUAAGCUGGCCUCUGGGACUGUCCCCGCCUCCAGCUCCUGUACUAACCCCCUCAGCGUCGCCUGGUCCUAGGAGCCAGGGGACAGCUCUCGCCUGGGCGGCCGAGUGCAGGGCAGACACCGGCGAUGCUCCCUGACCUCUAGGGGAACCAGGGGAGCUGGCCCUCAACGUGAGAAACCAGGAUCCGGGGUCCGCCUGGUGGAAGCUCCCCGACAAGUUCUGUCCCUGCAGUGACCUUGAGAAUUUGUGCAGAAACGGCUCUGGGGGAUGAAGGAAGCCAACAUGCCUGGGGCUGGGGGCCCAGCACGUCAGGUGGAGGCGCAGGCCCACCACACAGGGGAGGCUAUGGGUUGAACAGUGCCUGCCGCUGCGGGGCUCCUGUGAUUCGACUCCAGCUACAGUGUGGGCUGGGAUGGUGAGCGGCAGGGAAGCUCAGAAAUCUCAAGUACCCCUCACCACCCAAGGGUGGACCCCACGACAUGCCUGGCUGUUCCCCCAGCCACCUCUCCUGGAGGCAGAUGGAGACCACCCCGUCUGCUCAGACCCCCACACCCCUCCCCUUGUACAAGUCCAAGCAAAUCACAAACACAACCGCGUCUUGAGUCCCGGUUUUAUUCUGUAGCGGAAUGCCCAACGUAGAACGUCAUUGCAAGUAUUCGGCUGUGCAAAAGAGAAUAGUGCUUAAGUACAAAUGGGAGACAUGAUUUGUUUUAAAUAAAUACUUAAACACGGGUUGGUCCUACAAGCACCUGGAGUCUAGGUCUGCCUUGGCGGAGCUGCCUCACCUGUGGACCCACGAAGACGCCAUGAUUCCCCUCCCCCCAAUCAACGCAUGGACCCGCGGUGCCGACGGCCGCGCUGACAACGUGCCCUCGGCCGGAGCUGCCCGGCCCUCCGCAAGGCCUGGAAUUUCUCGAAGGUCAGUGGUCCGUAAGUUAGGUGUCAGUAUCACUCUCCGGGGCCCUGCGGGCCCGGGCCCGCGGCGCCUAGAUGACCUUCUUCAGUUCGUCGUACAGGACCAGCACGAAGGCGCCGCCCAUGCCGCGCAGGACGUUGGACCA
Messenger RNA from Camelus dromedarius (Arabian camel), 3544 nucleotides. RefSeq names its product interleukin 3 receptor subunit alpha (gene IL3RA). Lineage: Eukaryota; Metazoa; Chordata; Mammalia; Artiodactyla; Camelidae. Gene Ontology annotation, molecular function: protein binding; cytokine receptor activity. The record is from RefSeq and is a predicted model, not a curated record. Gene Ontology annotation, biological process: cytokine-mediated signaling pathway. The coding region runs from base 181 to 1689 and encodes 502 amino acids. Gene Ontology annotation, cellular component: external side of plasma membrane; membrane. The transcript has 13 exons.